Molecule: messenger RNA, 432 nt
Organism: Eruca vesicaria subsp. sativa (arugula)
Lineage: Eukaryota; Viridiplantae; Streptophyta; Magnoliopsida; Brassicales; Brassicaceae
Source: the annotation of a GenBank genome assembly
AUGCCGUGCUCAACAUGCAACUUACAUAGUUCACAUGGAGAAAGAUCAGAUGCCCUCAAGCUUCAAGCAACAUUCUCUUUGGUACGAGUCCUCUCUCAGGACCGUCAGAGAAUCUGCCGAAGUGCUAUACACCUACAGCAAUGCGAUCCACGGAUUCGCAUGUCGCCUUACUCCAGAAGAAGUGGAGUCGCUCCUGACUCAACAUGGGGUCAUCUCGAUUCUCCCAGAGCGAGAUCGGAGCUAGAUUCUUUGCGUGGUUACGAAGAAAAGUAUGGACCCAUUGACGAAUCCAAAGAGUCAAAAUCUCCAAGAGACAACUACGGUCAUGGAACCCACACGUCAUCAACCGCGGCAGGAUCCGUCAUGAAUGGCGCUAAUCUGCUAGGGUUCUCUACCGGCAAUGCUUGGGGAUGGGCCGCGGCGCUCGAGUAG